CCUGGAAUGACUUCAUUUCGGUCAGCUCUCCGUGAUCCACAGAGGGUGUUGUGGUAUUGGUUUUGAUAAAACUUCACAACCAAUGGGGAUCUUUUGCAAGUGAGUGUGGAGUGGUCUUAAUGCUGAAAAUACUCCUGUUGGCCAGCCCCCCAGAGCCAUUCAGAUGAGGAAGGGAUGCAGGAAAUUCUGUUGUUUACACGUGUCUGUAACACUGAGCCGCCACAGCAGCCCGCGAGCCCGGAGGUUCACUUCUGGUAUGAUUAAGAAGUCAUGCUUGCCUGUCCUGUUGUUUUACCUUGCGAGAGAAAAAAAAAACCAACUGUGAGUUGUAUUCAAGCCAGAACAGUCCCAAGGCCUGAGAAGAUAAAUAUGAAUUUAGAUUCCAUUCAUCGGCUGAUCGAGGAAACACAAAUCUUCCGGAUGCAGCCGUCCUCCGCGAAGACACCUCGGGACUCGGUGGCACCCGCCUCGGCCCCCGGGGGCCCCUGCGAUGCCUGCUGGCCGCCCAGCGGGCUCCAGCCCCAGGCCGCUCCCCGCGUCUGGGCUCGCUCCCGCCACGCGGACGAGUGGGACGUCUGCGAGGAGCUGCGCCUGCGGGAACUGGAAGAGGCCAAGGCCAGGGCGGCUCAGAUGGAGAAGACCAUGCGGUGGUGGUCCGACUGCACCGCCAACUGGAGGGAGAAGUGGAGCAAGGUGCGCGCCGAGCGCAACAGCGCCCGGGAGGAGGGCCGGCAGCUGCGGGUGAAGCUGGAGAUGGCCGUGAAAGAACUGAGCGCCCUGAAGAAGAGGCAGAGCUCCCCGGAGGCCUCGGAGGCGCGCGUCCCCCAGGACCAGAAGCGUCCUAGCUUCCUGGCAGUGUCCUGCGCGCAAAGGGACCAAUUUCGAGUUGGCCUGAGAACGUGCGAGCCCAGCAGAGAGUGUCUGGUGACGGGAGAAUUUCCUAGAAAGGACAACUCCGGUAGUUUGGAAGAAGGUUUGGUUCUGGACCCGCUAAGACCGGCCAAGGACGUGAAACUCUGUCUGGGCUGCCCCGACUCGUUCAGGAACACUGGCUCGGAAAACGGGGUCCCGGGACCCGGACUGAAGCACCUGCCCUUGCAGAGUGGGGUGCCUGAAAUGGCAGCUUUGCGGGUGCAUUGGGAGGAGUUCCAAAAAAUCUUAAGGAAAGAAAGAGAACUGCGUUCGUCUCUGGAAAAAGAAAUAGAACGCCUGGAGUCAGCUGUGUCUUUGUGGAAAGGGAAGUACGAAGAGCUGAAGGAGUUGACGCUGAAAAAUAGGAAGGAGUUUACCACUCUUCAUGGUCAACCUAAAACUGAAAUGGCAGAACUAUCAGAGGAUGGGAAGGAAAGACCAGAACCUCAAGACAGCCAGGAGAGAGUGAUCUGUGAGUUACGAGCCGAGGAACUGCCGGACCUUCCCCACGCCUACCCCAAACUCGGCAGACAGUACCAGGCGAAAACAGCAGAGCUGACCCAUGCAAGCCACCGGGCGGAUCGGAGUGCAGCCGAGGGAAAGAAACUGAAGUUUCAAGUGGAAGAACUGAAAGAGAGACUCAACCAAAAAGAAGAUAAGCUCAAUGAUGCCCUGAAUCAGAUACGUAAGCUCCAGAGGUCGCUGGAUGACCAGAAAGAAGCAAAUGAAAACUUGGAAACUGAACUCAGGCACUUACAAAACCGGUGAGGACAGUGGCUAGGAGACCGCCCGUGUGUGAAGCGUGAAAGUGGAAGAGAAAAGCUUACACAGUGUUCCAUUCGUGACUGUCGCCCUUGCUGCUAUUGUCGGCCCAACGGGAUUGCUACCUGACCAACCUCUCACGUGUAGAUCACGAAUGUCAAAUAGUGUUAUUUUUCUCUAUAAAGAGAUUCUCGUCUUCCCAGAUUAUCAAAGCAUUUAUGUGAAGUUAUGAUGAAUUGCAUUCUGAGUUUUUUAUCUGUGUGCUUAAUGAUUUCUAUUACUGUCUCAAUAAUUAACUUUAUUGUUAUUUUUGCAUCUCAUUUUCUCUACUAU
Molecule: messenger RNA, 2007 nt
Organism: Phyllostomus hastatus (greater spear-nosed bat)
Lineage: Eukaryota; Metazoa; Chordata; Mammalia; Chiroptera; Phyllostomidae
Gene: CCDC102B
Product: coiled-coil domain containing 102B
Exons: 9
Coding region: 271-1680 (469 amino acids)
Source: RefSeq, a predicted model, not a curated record